This is a messenger RNA of Cyclopterus lumpus (lumpfish), 2628 nucleotides long. It is a transcript of the gene tcea3, whose product is annotated as transcription elongation factor A (SII), 3. Bases 159 to 2390 code for a protein of 743 amino acids. The record is from RefSeq and is a predicted model, not a curated record. Gene Ontology annotation, molecular function: zinc ion binding; nucleic acid binding. Gene Ontology annotation, biological process: DNA-templated transcription; transcription elongation by RNA polymerase II. The transcript is spliced from 21 exons. Lineage: Eukaryota; Metazoa; Chordata; Actinopteri; Perciformes; Cyclopteridae. Gene Ontology annotation, cellular component: nucleus.
CUGGCAGCAGGACACGCCUCUGUACCGAAUGGAGCGCGCGCGGUGCGUAAAGUCCGACCUGCAGCGGAUCCGAACUUAUUUUGACCUCAUUUCAGUUUUUUUUAAUGAGAAGAGCUCAUCGACAUCGUUGAUUCGUGUUCCGUCGAGUAAAUGCAGCGAUGACGCGAGAGGAAGAUCUGAUUCGGAUUGCUAAAAAACUGGACAAGAUGGUGUCCCGAAAUAACACGGAGGGUGCCACGGACCUGCUGAGGGAACUGAAAAGUUUCAAUAUGACUCUCAAACUUCUCCAGGAAACAAGAAUCGGCAUGUCUGUGAAUGGCAUCCGGAAGCACUCCACAGACGAGGAAGUUAUUGCCUUGGCGAAGCUCCUCAUUAAGGAUUGGAAAAGACUUCGGGACUCUGAGAAGCCAGCUGACACAAACAACGGUUUGGAGUCCAACAAGAUGGCAGUGUCUCCAAACAGCUCCCCCUCUGAGACACAUGGCAGUCACAGAAGACUUGAUGUCAAACCAAAACACGACUCGGAUCCUGACAAGAAAACCGCCCACAUAAACACAAAAGAAAAACACGCAAAAGAUGACCCCGGUGAUGAAAAGCAUCCAGAGGAGCCCCAAAAUGAGAAACAUCCCCAAGAAAUCCGAAAAGAGAAGCAUUUAGAAGAACCUAAAAAACAAGGACACGCAGAGGAUAAUCCGCUGCUAAUGGAUAACAAGAAACAGAAGCAUAUGCGAGACCUGCAGAGUGAGAGACGCAAGCCAGAACCAAAGAGAGAAAGGUCGACGGGAGAACCAAAGAAGAGACGCAUGGAAAAAGUCAAAAAAGAAAAACACCCUGGGGAGCCCAAGGUGCACAGCUAUGCAGAUGACAUGAAGAAGGACAAACACAGAGAGGAAAACAGACAUUGGAGGCCGAUAAGCUCCCCACAAUGGGAGAGACCUCCGAGUGAACCCCAGAGAGAGAAACCCGCUGGUCACAAACCAAUAUUUGAAAGGAGGGGAGUGAUGGACGGCACUCUUCUUUAUCCCACCCGCUUCCCUUCUCCCCCUCGACCUGCUCGGCCUCCUCUCCCGAUCAAACGUCCCUCUGUAGACCUGAACAAAGACAGGAAGGACAGCAAGGACUCUUCCUCCCGACAUCCUCGUCCUCUUGCUCCUCAGCCCGCCUCUCUGCCGGCUAAGCGACCUUCACUGGAAGUAAAGAAAGAGAGGAAAGUUCCACCGGACCCAAAUGCUCCAAUUGCUCCUCUUCGUCUUCACCUUCAUCCUCCUCCACCCAGAAAAGAGCCUCCUGACCCAAACGCUCCUCUUCCUCCACUUCCUCUUCACCUUCACCCCCCACCUCCUCCCCUGAAGCGUCCCUCACUGGACGGGAAAAAGGAUAGCAGGAAGGAGUUGUCAGACUCUAAACCUCUUCCACAGAAGAAGACGUCAGAUCCCGUGAAGAGAGACAGGAAAGACUCAUCGGAUAGCAAAGUGCCUAAAAAACACUCCGACGAAGCCAAGAGUGGAAGGAAAGAUUCAUCUGACUCUAAACCGCCACUUCUCAAAAAGCCCAGUUUGGAUAUCAAAAAGGAAAAACACAGGAAGGAGUCCUGCGACUCCAAGGCUGGCCAGCCUGUGAAACGUCAAUCAACUGACUCCAAACCUGACAGACGGGAAUCCACUGAUUCAAAGAAAAGCAGCUCCCCACCAGCAAAGAAGCUAACAGUUGAAAGAAGAGAGUCUCAAGGCGCGAAGUCUCCUCAGCCUGGACCUCCACAGAGGAAGCCCUCUACUGACGCCAUUGAAAGGAAGAGCAAAACCGAUACCCCUAAAACUCCCACCACCCCGACCAGCCCCAUGUCACCCAGCUUCAGCUCUGCCGGGGGUCCACUGCCUCCUCACCUCGCCACCGGAGAUUCCGUCAGAGACAAGUGCAUCGACAUGCUGGCGGCCGCCCUGCGCACAGACAACGACUUCAAGGAUUUCAGAACCAACUGUGACAGCACGGCUGCAGAGAUUGAAGAUCAUAUCUACCAGGAGACGAAGGCAACAGAUAUGAAAUAUAAAAACAGAGUCCGCAGCCGCAUUAGCAACCUGAAGGACCCGAAGAACCCCGGGCUUCGCAGAAACGUCCUUGCAGGAAGCAUUGACUUACGCCGCAUUGCCACCAUGUCUGCUGAGGAGAUGGCCAGCGAUGAGCUGAAACAGCUGAGGAAUGUUCUCACGCAGGAGGCCAUAAGGGAGCACCAAAUGGCCAAAACCGGUGGCACCAGCACCGACCUGCUGCAGUGCGAAAAGUGCAGGAAGAGGAACUGCACUUACAAUCAGGUGCAGACACGCAGUGCUGAUGAGCCAAUGACCACAUUUGUUCUGUGCAAUGAAUGCGGUUACCGCUGGAAGUUCUGCUGAUGGCUUCCAGAUGAAACCACUUUUUUUUCCUGAGCAUUUCGAACUGCAUUAUUGUAUAUAAUGGGAGGGAGUUUUACAUUAUUGCAGCUAGUGGUUUUAACAGAUAAUGGUGUUCUAAUAAUUUUUACUUGAAUUUUUUUAGAUUUAUAAGCAUGUGCUAAUAAUCUGGGUUUGCUUUAUGUGGAAUUGAAGACUGAACAUCAGUUUGAUGACUGUUAACAAUAAUGAUCACGGUGCU